CGCAGCAGGCCCGGCGGGGGGGGGCGGCCCGGCGCUGUCAGUCCCGCGCGGCCCCGCCCUGCCCGGCUCAGUCCCGCUCGCCGCGGAGCCCGAGCAGCCCGAGCCAGCGAGAGCCCCGCGGCCGAGCACUAACAGUCUGGCAGCCAAGUCUUUUCAGCAGCAGCCAAGCCCCCUGAAUCCAGCCUCAGCCGCCAGACAACCCGAGCAUAAAACACAAUGGCAGCCAUUAGAAAGAAGCUGGUGAUUGUGGGAGAUGGCGCUUGCGGGAAGACCUGCCUGCUGAUCGUGUUCAGCAAGGACCAGUUCCCUGAGGUCUACGUGCCGACAGUCUUUGAGAACUACAUUGCUGAUAUCGAAGUAGAUGGAAAGCAGGUGGAACUGGCCCUUUGGGACACAGCGGGGCAGGAAGACUAUGACCGGCUGCGGCCCCUCAGCUACCCAGACACAGACGUUAUUCUCAUGUGCUUUUCCAUCGACAGCCCAGACAGUUUAGAGAACAUUCCUGAGAAGUGGACUCCGGAAGUGAAACACUUCUGCCCUAAUGUUCCUAUCAUCCUGGUCGGAAACAAGAAGGACCUACGGAAUGAUGAGCACACCCGGAGGGAGCUAGCGAAGAUGAAGCAGGAGCCAGUGAAGCCGGAGGAAGGGAGGGACAUGGCUAACAGAAUCAACGCCUUUGGAUACCUCGAGUGCUCUGCCAAGACGAAGGAUGGCGUGCGGGAAGUCUUUGAGAUGGCCACUCGGGCCGGCUUACAAGUCAGGAAAAACAAGAAGCGUAAAGGCUGCCCACUCCUGUAAAGCGGCAAUGCCCGUGAAGAAGGUGACUGCCAUCUGUACUGUAUCUGUCUUUUCCUGCACCCCCCCUCCCAUGUGUGUGAACGGGGUACAGGAUGGGAAAAGCGCUGUUAGGUCUGAUGUCUAGAGAAUACAAUGUGGCCUGCACCCCACUGCCCAAAACCCACUACCUGAAGCACGUACGGGGAGGCAUCUAGUGCUGCUUCUCUGUGCCAUGCGUGGACUGUCCUCCUAAGCCGGUCCUGGGCUCUGAAGGGCCAAACAUCUUCGGCAGACACUUCUGUUUUGUAUACACCAUACAGUGCAUUUGAGUAGCUCUCAGUGUUGUACUUCAGUCCCAUUUUAUACUAAUCCCUCAUCCCCUGUUAUUGUCUGAUGCUCUGUACAGAUUCUCUGCAAUAUUUAAUCUCUGCCUUCAUACUGUUCCAUUAGACUCUGCACAAUAAGGAAGCUCUGACACAGUCUGUUCUAAUCCUUGCCUGUGGGUGUGUGUUCCUGUCCUGGAAUCCUGGUUGUGUUUUUCUCUCCAAGCCAAGAUGUUCAGCGGCUCCAGCUCCAGGGGGGUUUGGAUUCUCCCUCUGGUUAAGGUGUACAGCACACCCACCUGCAUUUUGUACACAGACUCACCAAAGCAGUCUCUGUUCUGUCUGCACUCAGAGCCUUGCCCGAUUCCACCAGUGCUUUGCAAGGAGCUGUGCUCUGCUGCUCUCAGAAAUGCCCUCUGCUGUGCUUUCCCCUUGGACCUGCCCUGUGGUGGUGUCCUCUUACCCUCUUUAAGUAAAGUACGGCCUUGUAAAAUAACCAUUGGCUGGGUCGUCUUGUACAUUAAAAUGCAUAGUUGGGAGAAUAAAUGCAAAUUGGCAUUUUAAUAACCGUAACUUAGCGCUUGUGCACCAUUAUUCUGCCCCAUGCACACAGACCUCUCGGGUCUCCUGCUCCCCUCUCCUCUAGCUUCCUGGGGAUGGUCUUCAUUUAUCCCCAUGCCAUGCAGCUGGCUUGAGGGGCUAGAGCAGGGAGUUGCCAGUCAGGACUUCUUGGUUCUUGUGGACGAAAUUCAAUGGUUUUGUCCAUAACUUGCCUAACCUUAGGCACAGUGCCUCCUACCUCGGCCACCCUGUUUGCAAAAUAAGAGUCAGAACUACUUGCUUCACAGGCUGGUGUUCAUUAAUGCACCCUGAGCGCCCUGCAAACGGCCUGGAGAGGGGCAAAGGCUCCCUAUUGCAUCUUUCAGUUUCUUUCAAGCCCUAGUUCUAAUCACCCUGUUUGACUGAGGUUCCCCACCUCUGCUUUGUCGGGCCGAGGGGAGGAUGCCCAGCUACAACUAAGACAGGAGGGAUGGGAGGAUUCUACAUCCCCUGCCAGCACAGGGGUUGAGCACUUUGGGCACGUUACGGAAACCGAACAGCUGAGCUGCUCUGGGGAGGCGAGUUCCACGAUGACGAAAUGCUAAAGGAAAUGUCAUGAGUGGUUUGGUCAGAGUCCUUAUGUAAACGCUGUUCCAGGCUGGGCCAUAGGAAAUGGGGUGGCUCAGCUUUCUUCCCUAAGAAGCACAGUGGGUGUCUGUUCUGCACAGCUAACAGUGGUUAUCCUCUGCAACACCUCAUGCUGAUUCUCUGCUGGGAACUCCCCAGUACGCCAGCGGUUUCUGCAAUGGGGUUUCACCCAAUGCUCACAUGAGAUAGGGAAACCGAAAUCUCUUCCCUUUUCCGCAUUGGAACAAAUAAAACACUUUGAAACUUUCUACAAAACCAAACUGAAAAACCAAACCUGACUUUUCGACUGAUAAAAACCCUUUGAUAAAGUAAAAACAUUGUUAUAAUUUUGACUGUUUCAAAAAGUGAUUUUUAAAAAAAGAGCAGUUCCGAUCUGAUGUCAGUUGGGACAUUUGGGCACCGUCACAACACUUCAUUCUGACAUUUUCUCAAUAAAAUUUCACCAGCAGCUGCA
Caretta caretta (loggerhead turtle) is the source of this 2742-nucleotide messenger RNA. RefSeq names its product ras homolog family member C (gene RHOC). Gene Ontology annotation, molecular function: GTPase activity; GTP binding. NCBI's taxonomy places the organism in Eukaryota, Metazoa, Chordata, Testudines, Cheloniidae. Gene Ontology annotation, biological process: small GTPase-mediated signal transduction. The record is from RefSeq and is a predicted model, not a curated record.